CGGAUGGGUUAAUCUUUCGUUCUUCCUUCUGGGUUUCUGGUUCUUUUGAAUUAUGUUCAUCUGGGGUUUGAAGAUUUGAAGCAUUAAUUCCGCGAAUUCUAAAGGCAAAAAAAAUGGACAGAACUCCAAACAAUUGAAUUUAUCAUCAAACAAACUAGAAGCUAUCUUUAUAUUACACUGAUCAUGAGUGGAAGUGAAGAGAAAUGUAUAAUAUUUGUCAAAUGCAUCAACGGUAUUGAUGAUUUCCAGUUCGACGUGCCCAUGGAUUCCUCCAUCACAAAUGUCAAACAACAAGUGCGUGACAGAUUGCCUCCAUCAGUGGUUCCAAGAGCUAGUAUAUCAAGUAUGGGUGGUUUGGAUAUAAAUCCUUAUAAGAAUGUUCAUGAUUUGUAUUAUAGUGUGACUUCAAAUCAAGCCUCUGACUUCACAAAGUUUUUGAACCUAAAGAUAAAUAUUUGUCUAUGUGGUGGUAAAGGUGGGUUUGGUCAGCUUUUGAAAGCACAAGCACAUUCUAUGAGUAAAAAAAAGAAUAGGAAAAACUUGAAAUCAAACUCAAAAGAUUAUUUCAAAACGUUGGAUGGAAGAAGAGUUAAAACUAUAAAGAAAAUAAAACAAUUGGAUGAGUAUAUGAGCACAUUGGAUGAACAUGAAAAGACCAAAAUUGCAGAAAAGAAGGCAAAAUUACAAAAAAUAUUAGAUGUGGAUCUCAAUAAGAAUGUCAAGUUUGAGGAUACUAAAUUCUUGGAUGAUGUGGAGAAACAACUUGAAGAAAUACGUGAAUCGGUCAAUUAUGUUGAAUCUAGUUCUUCUGAUGAUGAGAUCUCGUCUGAUGACGAAAGUGAUGAAGGAAAUAGUCAGAGCAUACAAGAAGGAAGCUCUGCCAGCUCUUCUUCAUCCACUAAAAACAGAAGAUCUAAAUUCACUUCAUUUUUUGAUGAGGACGAAGAUGACGAUGAGAUUGAGAAGGAACAAAGUACAAAAUCUCUACCAAACUCCAAAGGAAAAGAAAUUGAAGUCUAAUACCAACCACCUAAUGAUAUAAUGAACCAAAUAUAGAACUAAUAGUUACAAAACUACUGAUUUUGAGUGUAUUUGUAGGCUUCAUUAUUAUAUUGUGCUGCACUAACCGAUGUCCAGUACUUAAAAGGGUUUCCCGGACUUGACUAAUAGCUCAUAAAAAUUUAUUUUGUAGCC
Hansenula anomala is the source of this 1194-nucleotide messenger RNA. RefSeq lists its product as uncharacterized. Gene Ontology annotation, cellular component: nucleus. Lineage: Eukaryota; Fungi; Ascomycota; Saccharomycetes; Phaffomycetales; Wickerhamomycetaceae. Bases 184 to 1020 code for a protein of 278 amino acids. The record is from RefSeq and is a predicted model, not a curated record. The transcript has a single exon.